This is a messenger RNA of Drosophila rhopaloa, 1481 nucleotides long. RefSeq names its product zinc finger protein 32-like. The transcript has 3 exons. Gene Ontology annotation, biological process: regulation of transcription by RNA polymerase II. Gene Ontology annotation, cellular component: nucleus. Bases 1 to 1257 code for a protein of 418 amino acids. NCBI's taxonomy places the organism in Eukaryota, Metazoa, Arthropoda, Insecta, Diptera, Drosophilidae. The record is from RefSeq and is a predicted model, not a curated record. Gene Ontology annotation, molecular function: RNA polymerase II cis-regulatory region sequence-specific DNA binding; DNA-binding transcription factor activity; zinc ion binding.
AUGACCGCGCUGUGUCGCACUUGUGGCCAGGGGGCGGAGCAUGCCAAGACGCUCUUCGACAAGGAAGGGAGCGACGUUCUGUACAACAUUCUCAAGCUGACUGGGCUUUUGUUAUGUGAGAAGCCUGGCUUACCAUCAAGGAUCUGUUUGUCCUGCCUGCUAGACCUGAACGAAGCCAUUGCCUUCCGGGAGCGCUGUAUCAAAAUCAACAACUCUUGGUUCGAGGAUCAAGACCAAGAAAAGGAUUUGGGCGUUCCAAAGGAGGAAGUCGUUUGCCAAGAGGAGUUUAGAGUGGAAGUUGUGCUCAGAAAUAUUCCACCUCCCCGGACCAGGAUACCGGAUGAGACUCCGUCUAAGGCUAUUGAUGUUUCUGAGACUGUUAACGACGCGCCUUCUCCCUAUCUUGUAGAUCCCCUGAGGUGCGAGGACAUUAUCCAUGUGAAAAACGAGCCCCUGCUUUCAGAUGAGGAACCCGAAGAAUCAGGAAACCAAACAAUCAUAGAAGAGGUAUUCAAAAACCAAUAUGUCUUAGAAAGGGAACGCAGAAACCAUGAAAUCAUGGAAGGAGUACCAUCUUGCAAACGAAAAAAUCGAGAAAGACUUCUUAAGACAAGUCGGGCAAAGUCAAAACAGUGCUUAAAAAAGAAAACGAAUGAGGAAAAUGUCGAGACUCCAGUCAAAAGGAGUAAGACCAAAGAAGAAAAAUAUGCCACCCGAAAUAAGUGGGCGGCGCUGAAAAGAGCUCAUGCAAAAGAGCAGAGACUCUAUUUCUGCGAUCAAUGCGGAAAAACCUUCAGCGAAAAGGGCAACUUCAAUGUCCACCUCACGCGUCACAAGGGCACGAAAGAGUUCCAGUGCAAGGAGUGCGAUCGCAAGGAGUUCACCCAACAUUUGCUCAAUUUGCAUGUGCGUGUAAAGCACCGUGGCGAAUUGCCCUAUGUCUGCAAGUUUUGUGGCCAGCGGUUUGACAACUGCCUCAAGCGGCUGUUCCACGAACGGAAACACAAGGAAAGCCCCGACCAAAGACCUCAUGUUUGCCCCAUCUGCAAGAAGGCCUUCAAGACAAGGGAUGUUCUCAAAAAACACGGCGUAGUUCACACAGGCGAACAGCCAUUCCAUUGCGAGCUCUGCCAGACGCACUUCAAUCGAAGGAACAGCCUGGUUACCCACUUUAAAUCCAAGCAGCAUCAGAAGAAAGUCGAGGAGCAGGCGAAGAAACAGGAUGUCGGGGACAAAACUGUGCUGGAUGUUGAGUAGAACAUUGUUUCCAUUUUAAUUUAACAAAGGGUCUGAAAAAUUAUGAAAAAUUUGGUAUUUAAUUUAAAAGCAACUUUCUUCAAUUUAUUUUGAGCGUUUCCCACCAUUGAUACCGAAAAUUGAAAUGCACACUGGUGAUACUAUAACUUAUCAAAUAAGAUAGUAAGCUUAAAAAAUAAAGUACCUACCAUUUUAUAAGUGUAAUUAAAGAUUACUGUACACAU